Messenger RNA from Bipolaris zeicola 26-R-13, 936 nucleotides. RefSeq lists its product as uncharacterized. The transcript has 3 exons. Gene Ontology annotation, molecular function: NADP binding; NAD binding; oxidoreductase activity, acting on the CH-OH group of donors, NAD or NADP as acceptor. Bases 1 to 936 code for a protein of 311 amino acids. The record is from RefSeq and is a predicted model, not a curated record. NCBI's taxonomy places the organism in Eukaryota, Fungi, Ascomycota, Dothideomycetes, Pleosporales, Pleosporaceae.
AUGGCCCCGCAACUCGCUUGGAUUGGCCUCGGCAACAUGGGCAGGGCAAGUCUAGCCGACUACAACCUCGUGGAGAAAGGUGACCUUGACAAGCCUCUAAUUCUCUACAACCGUACCAAAGCCCGCGCCGAGGACCUCUCGCAGAAGCUUGGCACUUCCAAGACCAAAGUCGUCGAUAAUGUCAGCGAUGCCGUCAAGACUGCCGACAUUGUCUUCAUGUGUCUUGGCGAUGAUGCCUCAGUCAACACUACCGUGGAUGCUAUACUGCAAGAAGAUGUAAAAGGCAAAGUCAUUAUAGACUGCUCGACAGUACAUCCAGACACCACCAACGGCCUGGAGCAGCGCAUCAACGAGCACGGCGGAGAAUUCGUUGGCAUGCCUGUCUUCGGCGCCCCAGCCAUGGCAGAAAACGGCCAGCUAAUCUGCGUCGUAGCGGGCAAAAAGCCCGCUUGUGACAAGGUAACUCCCUACACCACAGGCGUAAUGGGCCGCACGACAAUCGAUUACUCGUCCCAACCCGCCGGCAACGCCACGCUCCUGAAGGUGAUCGGCAACACCUUCAUCCUAAACAUGGUCUCGCAGCUCUCCGAAGGCCACGUUCUAGCUGAGAAGUCCGGCCUGGGUGUCGAUAACCUGCAUACAUUCAUCUCUGCCUUGUUCCCUGGCCCCUACACAGCCUACUCGCAGCGCAUGCUAGUCGGCGACUACUACCAGCGCGAGGAACCGCUGUUCCACGUGGAUCUCGCACGAAAAGACGCGCGCCACGCUAUGGCAAUUGCGCAAAGUAGCGGCGCGGCGGAUAGCAUGAAGAUGCUUGCGCUUGCGCAGGCACGCUUGGAUGUCGUAAAGAGCGAGUUGGGCGAUAAAGGUGAUAUACCGAGUAUAUACGGGGCGGUGCGCAAGGAAAGUGGUUUGGAUUUUAAGAAUAAAGAUUAG